UCAAGGAAUCCCUUUACCAGGCUCUUAGUUUUCCUAGUACAUCACGGCCUUGGUUUCGGUGCAUCUCGAAAAGAAGCCUGAGAGUCAGCCCUUCUCCCUGAUCCACCGAUUUCAAGCCCAGCUCCUCCACGGCCAUGUAUAUCCGUGUCAAGCGUAAUAAGACAACUUACUUUAUCCAGUGUGAACCGACUGAAACUGUUUUGGAUAUCAAGCAGAAAUUGCAUGUUCUUAUUGAUCAACCAGUAAAUGAUCAGUGUUUGACCCUAAUGAACGACGGGCAAACAGGGCAAGUACUGGAGGAUCAAAAGACAUUGGCAGAUGAGAAGGUGGAAAAUGAUGCUGUCGUGGCAUUAACCUUGAGAAAAGAUGACAAUGAGUUUGAAGAGGUUAACAUUGUACGGCCAAGUGAUUUCUACCAAUCGCGUGAGGGCGAUGGCGGCAAUUGGUGAAGUCGGGAACUCGCCCUUGCCAAUAGAGAAAGUGUAGGUGCAUUUGUCCACCCUUUUAGCCAUGACCCAUCUUCUAAUACAGUGAUAUAGUCCUAUACUCGAUUGAAUAAUAGACAAGAAUUGUAUCUACACUUUAGGGAUAUCAAUCUUGGGAUUUGGCGUCGUGAUUUCAUGCUGCUUAUCAAAGCAACAGAGUGAAGUGUCUUGAGCCAACACUUCAUGCAAUGGUCAUCGAACACAAAUUGUGCUGAAAGAUGUUUGUACUUUUGUUCGUUUGCAUUGAGUUACAUACCUUCUCUUUUUUGUUUUGUUU
Molecule: messenger RNA, 762 nt
Organism: Morus notabilis
Lineage: Eukaryota; Viridiplantae; Streptophyta; Magnoliopsida; Rosales; Moraceae
Exons: 4
Coding region: 135-449 (104 amino acids)
Molecular function (GO): protein binding
Source: RefSeq, a predicted model, not a curated record